Messenger RNA from Serinus canaria (Common canary), 6138 nucleotides. It is a transcript of the gene PIP5K1C, whose product is annotated as phosphatidylinositol-4-phosphate 5-kinase type 1 gamma. The transcript is spliced from 19 exons. Gene Ontology annotation, biological process: phosphatidylinositol metabolic process. Gene Ontology annotation, molecular function: phosphatidylinositol kinase activity. Lineage: Eukaryota; Metazoa; Chordata; Aves; Passeriformes; Fringillidae. The record is from RefSeq and is a predicted model, not a curated record. The coding region runs from base 147 to 2171 and encodes 674 amino acids.
CUGACCGCAGCGCCACCCGCGUUCUAUGGUCCGCGGCGCUCCCAGGGUCCCCCGCGCCGCGGCCGGUACCCGGGAGGAGCGCGGCGGCGGGCGCUGGCCUGUCCGGGGCCUGUCUUGCCCCGGGGCUGCGCCUGCCCGCAGCCGCUAUGGAGCUGGAGGUGCCUGAGGAGGCGGAGGGCUCGGCCGCGGCGAGUGCCGGUGCAAUCACUCCGGAGGCCGGCGUAGGGGGACCGGACGCGUCAGGAGGUCUGGGCCCAAAGAAGACAGCCAUCACUGAGGGCCCCUCACUGCCAGGACAGCCAGGCCAAGGAAAGAGGAUUGGUCAUCGAAGCGUGGAUGCUUCUGGGGAAACCACCUACAAAAAGACCACUUCAUCGACUCUGAAGGGGGCCAUCCAGCUGGGGAUUGGAUAUACUGUGGGAAAUCUGAGCUCGAAGCCAGAGAGAGAUGUCCUGAUGCAGGACUUCUACGUGGUGGAGAGCAUUUUUUUCCCAAGUGAAGGCAGUAACCUCACCCCAGCUCACCACUACGCCGACUUCAGGUUCAAGACCUAUGCCCCCGUGGCUUUCCGCUACUUCCGAGAGCUCUUUGGGAUUCGUCCAGAUGAUUAUUUGUAUUCAUUAUGUAACGAGCCUCUGAUCGAGCUGUCCAACCCCGGGGCCAGCGGCUCCCUCUUCUAUGUCACCAGCGACGAUGAAUUCAUCAUCAAAACUGUGAUGCACAAGGAAGCUGAAUUCCUGCAGAAGCUCCUUCCUGGAUACUACAUGAAUCUGAACCAGAACCCCCGGACUCUGCUGCCCAAGUUUUAUGGACUGUACUGUGUGCAGUCUGGGGGCAAAAACAUCCGCGUGGUUGUGAUGAACAACAUCCUGCCUCGAGUGGUGAAAAUGCACCUGAAAUUCGACCUCAAAGGUUCAACCUACAAACGCCGGGCAUCCAAGAAGGAAAAAGAAAAGUCCAGCCCUACGUACAAGGAUCUGGACUUCAUCCAAGACAUGCCUGAGGGCCUGAUGCUGGAUGCAGACACCUUCAGUGCUUUGGUGAAGACGUUGCAGCGAGACUGUCUGGUAUUGGAAAGCUUUAAAAUCAUGGACUACAGCCUCCUGCUUGGGGUUCAUAACAUAGACCAGCACGAGCGGGAGCAGCUGUCGGAGGGAGCCCACAGCACGUCAGAUGAGAAGCGUCCCGUGGGGCAGAAGGCCCUGUACUCCACAGCCAUGGAGUCCAUCCAGGGAGGGGCUGCCCGGGGGGAGGCCAUAGACACGGACGACACGAUGGGAGGGAUCCCAGCAGUGAAUGGCAAAGGAGAGCGUCUCCUGCUGCACGUGGGAAUCAUAGAUAUCCUGCAGUCAUACAGGUUCAUCAAGAAGUUAGAGCACACCUGGAAGGCCCUUGUCCAUGAUGGGGACACGGUGUCAGUACACAGACCUAGCUUUUAUGCAGAGAGAUUCUUCAAAUUCAUGACUAACACGGUGUUUCGAAAGAAUUCCUCUCUGAAGUCGUCCCCCUCCAAGAAAGGGCGCAGUGCCUUGCUGGCUGUGAAGACAGCAGGUCCCACAGCGGCGUUCUCAGCCAGCCAGCUGGCCUCCGACAAGGACGACACCCAGUACGACCUGCGGGCAGCCAGGAGCUACCCCACGCUGGACGAUGAAGGUGCUAAACCUAACCAGGACAGGGAAGAAGCAGGCAGGCCAGACCUGCUCCCUUGCACUCCUCCUUCCUUUGAAGAAGCUACCACGGCCUCCAUAGCCACGACACUAUCGUCAACAUCUCUGUCUGUUCCCGAGCGAUCCCCCUCGGAGACCUCUGAGCAGCCCAGGUACAGGAGGCGUACACACUCCUCGGGGCAGGAUGGCAGGUCGCACGAGGAGGUGCGGGUCCAGGAGGAGGUUCAGCAAAUCAGUGUCGAGCUGGAGCCCAAGUGUGAUGUUGAGAUUGUAGCUCCUGAAGAAGUCAAAGAAGAGGCAGCUUCUUCAGCCUGUGCCAUUGUCACAUCCACAGCCACCAUAGAGGUGGAGACGGCCAGCCAGGCCUCGGAGCCAGCCAGCCAGGCCUCGGAUGAAGACGACGUGCCAGUCACAGACAUUUACUUUUUCACAGAUGGGAGGUACUGGAUUUACUCUCCCCGCCAGCGCAGACUCCGAACUACCUCGCAUUCCUCUGGGAUUUAAUCUCUAUGCAGACACAGAAGUCCCAGAGAGCAGCGAUUCCCUCUGCAGGUCGAUGUGUUCCCUUUUCGUUGAUGCAGCCAUUCCAGUGGGAUAGGGAAGAGCUUGCUGACACCAGUAUUGCUGCACUGCAGGAUCCCGGGCACUGCGUUUCAGAAUGGAGCAAAACUAUAACCAUGUAUUUCUACUCACCCCAGAUGUGGGCAGCAAAGAAACCACCUGCUCACCCGCAGCUCCCAGCAGAGAAUUCUAGCUGGGUGUAGAGAAUCCUGGGUAGUUACACAGUGUUUUCCAGAUGUGCACUACCAUAGCUACCUAUCCAUGUGUGAUACUGUGAACCUUUUUAAUUUUUUAAUCAUGUAUUUAUUUCUUUUAUCUUUGCACAGAGACAGCACAAAUGUGCUUUUUCAAACAUUUAGUUUACUGCACUUUUUUUUCUUUUUUCUUUCUUUUUUUCUUUUUUUUUUUUUUUUUUGGUCAUAUAUUUGUGCAUCAAAAAAGGAGCAUGAGACUUCACCGAAGAAUGGGUAGGAGCACGUUGCUGGGGAGGGCAGGGAGCAGAGUGGCUUCAUGUGAGGCAGCAGUGUGGUCUCACCGGCUGAGGGAGUCAGGAGGUUUAAGGCUGUCCAGACACUACCACGGUUUUUCCAAGUGGCCCAAGGCAAAUCACUAAACCACUCUGUGCCUCGGUUUCCCCCGUGCUAAUGGGUGCACAGUACCUGCUUCCAUUACAGCACUUAAACCCUGGGAUGAAAGGUGCUAUGAAAAUGAAAUGUAUUAAAGGCCAUGGAAUAGAAUCGCUCCCAUGUUACCAUAGUCCAAAGCAGCCAUGCCAAUUCACUUGGAUCCAAACUCUCUAGUGACUUCUCCUGUCUGUGACACCAUGCGGGACAGCACACAGUUCCUGGUGACAGUGACAUGGACUCCUCAGCUCUCCCCGAAGUCGUGAUGGGUUCCAGCUCCCCCCUGUGCUGCACUGCUGCGCCACCCCUCCCUCUGUGCUUGGAGUCCACACCUCAUCCAAGUGGCCACUGACUGCUCCAGCCCUGCAGGCACAGACAGAUGGGAACUGGGCACCUGCCAAGCCCGGCCACAUUGGAGGGCAGUUUCCCCACUCUGCCCAGCCCACGUGGGGCUUGUCCAGACCCUGCAUCCUCACCGAGCCCCUCAGCCCCUCACGUGCUCGUGGGUGUACCCUGGGGUCACGGACACUGGGUUCACAUGUCCCCUCUGCUCCACAGGGCAGGUAGGGACACAAGGGCACAUCCAGUCACUGGAGGCAGGAACAGGAGCCUGGCUGUGCCACGGAAUUGUGCCAGCACUGCUGUGCUCACGGACUCUUCGACAGAAAGCUGGGUGACUAGGGUGCUGCCUGGGGUCACGUCUGCUGGUGGAAAUCCCUACUGUGGUGUCUGAAAGGGUUUGCUUUGCAAGGACUGUGGGCUAUAGGUGAGAGAAUUUGAUGUCAGAGGUAGUGUUCAGGCUCAUUCAUCAGCAGGACACAUAUCAUAGCAUAGUCUGGAAUCCAGCAAUCCUGUCCUCAUCUCCCAGAGAGAAAAGAGGAAGUCCUUUAGACCUGAGGGAGACAGUUCUUGUUUGUGUGCUUUAUGAACCUCGCUUAAGAAAGAGUCUCUUUAUUCCCUUUACAAUCUUCAUUGUCCUUGGGAUUCCAGCUAGAGGGGUGGGGAAGCAGGACCCUGCUCUCAGGCCUCAGCCCCCACAAUCUCUUCACAGCAGCACUCAGGAGUGGUUAUGCUGGGUCCCAGAAGGUAGCUGGGCUGAUGGGAAGCUCUUCCUUCUGUACUGUACUGAACUUAGUGAGAAUCUUCAGGAAUUGAUGUUUUUUUUUUCUUGCCCAGAAUACAGGACCUGGACUUCCCUUCCCUGCCUGUAGAUGCAGAAGGCUGUGAGUUGUGCUUCUUGGAAGCAUAGUCGGGGGAUUGUGCAAGUUGCUGCUGCUCAUGUAUCCAUGUAUUUACCAAAUAGUCUAUCAAAAGUCUCUCCAGAAACUCUCCCCUUUCUGUCGCUGCUUGGCAGCUCGUUCUCCCAGCUGCAGCUCCUGUCCCACCCCACCUUCCUGUGCCACCCAGGGGGCUCUGCAGGCUGGGGGGCUCAGGGGUUGGUGAAGGGGAAUGGGAACCAUGCAAUACCUACAGCCUCACCUGCCUUUGGGCUCAAGGCAAGGUGCUUCAAAAAGCUAAAAAUUCAACGUUUUUCCUCCAGCAGUGUGUGUAGAACGGCCAGAGGAAGCCGCAUCCCUGCUGCACCUGCUGCUCUUGGGUGCUGUGCUGGAGGAGGGGGCUCUGGGGGGAACCAGGGUGGGCUUGAGCUGUUCUGAGCCAGGCCCCUGCCCUGGGACCACCUCAGUCAGGAGCUGGAGGGUUUGGCCUCAUCAGGUCUUUCCAGCCACCUGAAAUCAAGCAUCUUUUUUGAGACGGUUCAAGCAUUGCUGGUGGAGAUUUUAUUCCUUCCCCUCAUUUCUAGGGGGUCUCUAAAGCUGCUUGGUGUGUGUGCAGGGAGUGUCCCAGAGAAUGAGCUUUGUGAGCUGGAGCUGUGCUUGGGUCCUGAGAGAGGGGGUGAACCCAGAGCUCCUGCAGCAUGUUCAUUCAGUUCAAAGAAUUGUCUUCUCUUUUUGAGAUGAUCCUUGUGCAGUUCUGUAAUGCUGGACCCUUUGGAGCAGGUCUGGAUGGGCUGGGGUGGUCCUGUAAGAGGACAGGCAAAGGCUUAGAACAGCUUUGACAAGGGGGAAACUUUCUGUAGAAAAAUGUUGAUCUGAAAUGGAAACUGCGCCUGUUCAAGCUGGCACAAUCCCUGCGGUGCCACCUCCUGUCCAAGCAGCUCCCAGUGCUGGGGAACUGCUUCUCACAGAGCCUGAAAGGACCUUGGAUUUUAGAGCUCAUUCUUGGCCCUCUCUGCAUGGCACUGCAAGGGAGCAGCAGAAGCUCUGGAGCAUGUCACAGGCACUGCCAGUGCUGCCUGAGCAGGAACAGCACUUGCCCAUGGGAAAGAGCAUCCCUGGUCUGAGUGUUCCUCCAUCUGCACCUCAACUCAUUCUGGACUUGAGGUGCUGUUCUCUGCCAGGCUCCCUUUAGUGACCCAACAGGUGCUGUCCAGGCUCUCCACCAUUAAAGGAGGCACCAUGAGUCUUGUACUCUAAUUUGACCCCGCAGGACAGCCCCUUCCCACACAGGCCUGUGCCACUGCUGUCCUUCAUCCCCAAGGUCCCAGCUGGGAUCUCAGACUCUGUGGGACGUGCCCUGACCACUGCCUGGCGCUGGGGCUGUAGGUGAGCUCUCCCUGCCAGAUAAAGGGCUGGCAGGAGAAAAUGGGCAUCUCUGUCCUAGAGUUUGCAGUCGGGCUCCUGUAAAGGCUCUGGGGCAAACCGAGGAGCUCGCAGAGACCCUCAACACACGCAGAGGGAAUGCAGCGUUUGGUUGCCGCUGCCUCUCCGGCCACGUGUGCUGAAUUGCAUGGUGGGGAGUGUUUUAGUGAAGCCAGAGCAUUCACAGGCAUUGGUCCGAGGCAGGCAGAGGCGUUUGCAGGGCUCCAUCGCCCCCCGCAUUCCCCUUCUCAUUCCCAGCCACUGCUCCAGCGCUUCCCGAAUGGACAAGGAGAAAGCCAGGUCACGGCUGAGGGGUUUUCUGUCCAUGUCUACCCGCGCCACGUCUGUCCUGGUGGCUGUCCCUGUCCACACGUGUCCCGGUGGAUGUCCCCGUGGAUGUCGCUGUUCGCACGCGUGUCCGUGUCCGCGCUGCGCGUGCACCGUGUGCCGCAUGUCCGGCGGAGGGGGCGCGGCGGGACGGGGGCGCAGAUAUUGGGGCGUGAUCCCGCCUCUGCUCCGGGAGCUCGGGGCCUGGGCGCUGUUUUUCUUUUCUCUCGGUUGUUUUGAGGGUUUUUCCCCUCCUCCGGGGAGCCCCUUUCCAGAGCUCUGUACCCCGCUCCCAUAAAGCGUUCCGCAGUCUGUGCUGAA